AUGACAAGCAUGGUAUACGAGGAGGUGACACUUCUGGACUGGCAGCACAGCUUGGUUUGCCCCAGGGAAAUCCUGGAGAAGCCUGGAGGUCGACGACAGCAAGUUGUGAGCAUUGUCAAGCAGGAGCACCGCUAUUACCGUGACCUGUACAUUCUGCUUGCGAGGGAGGACGGACAUGAGGCAGGAUACGUCAUGUAUCAAGUCCACAAGGGGAAGAGGAAGGAUGCCGUGCCGUCGGCGUACGUCGAGGUCAAGCAGAUUUUUGUUGAACCGGAGCUGCGCAAGCGUGGUUUGGGCAAGCUGUUGCUGGACGGCAUGAUGCAGGCCGUUGAAGGCCAGCAGUGCCACAACAUUCGUCUCAGCGUGAUCGAUUUGAACGAGGCGGCCACUAGGUGGUAUCGCGUGCAAGGCUUCGUUAUGAUUGGACUCGUUUGGGAAUAUGUCGGUCCGGCCGACAAUUCACAUCUGGUCGCUUACCAGGUCAUGCAGAAAUACUCUGUUGCCCCUCCACAACCUGUGGUGGAUCGUGCAACCUUUUUCCGGUCUGAGAUCAUUGGUGAGGUUGUGACCAUUACCUACCCAGAUGGCUCUGGUCCAUUUGACGUCACGAUCAGAGGCUGGAUAGAGUCGGACGAGCUGCACAUGGUGGACUCAAGGAGCCUUUCCGCUUGGAAGGGCAGCAGCUUCACCGAUCUCUUUGACUUCAACUUGGCUUUGAGGGAUGGGCGGGCCACAUUUCACAGGAAGCUUUCGCUUCUGUUGCGGGACGUCGAGAUGACCAAGGCUGUCGUCAGGCAGGCCAAGGAAAGAGAAAAGGAGCAGCGAGCUUCCAAAGUGAAGAAGGAGCAGCCAAUGCAAGCUAGUGCUCUGAGCAGACAGCCUUGA
Symbiodinium sp. CCMP2456 is the source of this 885-nucleotide messenger RNA. Lineage: Eukaryota; Dinophyceae; Suessiales; Symbiodiniaceae. The record is from the annotation of a GenBank genome assembly.